UGAAUGGGCUGCAUGCCCCUCUCUCUCUCUAUUGGGCUAGUUCUGUCUCUAGCGAAUGUCAUAUUGGGCUGGCUGCUCGCCCCCAAAAUGGCCGAAUGACACCGAGCCCAUCCCGGCAGUCUUUUUUCCAGCCUAUCCUGAGUAAAAAAAGAAAUUAGAGAGAGGUUGGAAUGGACACUGGACUUGGACCUAAGACCACAAAUCAAGCAGCAGGCCUUUGGAACACGAAAAGGGCGGUCAGAUUAACGCGGCAAAGACUUGGUCAGUUGCCAAGUUGGUCCGCCAACUGCUGCUGCUACUAUUUGUGAGCGCCUCCAUGGCCUGAGCUCUGACCAGGAGCACACCUCCAACCUUUCCUUCCCACAAUCACCUCCAACCUUGGCUGUCCUCAUCGCCUCCGAUCGUCCCCUCCCGCCUGUGCAAAUAACACUCGAGCGCUGAUGUGGUUACGUCUGUAGCCGGCGAGAGCAGUCGAGGGAACCAUCGCAGCGAUGGCGGAGAUGGUCGGGUCCAUCGUCGUCGGCGAGGUGGUCAGCCGGACCUCCUCCUUCCUCAUCGGCCGGCACCGGGACCGGCUGAGCGCGCGGGAGGGCGUCGAGAGGCUGGAGAUGGCGCACAUCCGGAUGGAGGCCGCGCUGGAGGUGUCCGCCCGGUGGCGCGCCGCGGACGCGCCCCUGCUCCGGUGGCGCCGCAGGCUGCGCCGCGCCGCGGGCGAGUGCGACGCCGCGCUGCACCGGUGGAAGCUCCGGGAGCUGCAGGAGGAGGCCGCCCGGGAGCGGCUGGCGCGGGCGCCGCUCCCGGGGCGCGUCGCGCACGCCAUCCUGUGCUUCGUCUCGGCGCUCCUGGCGCUCGCCCGCCGCCGCGGCGGCGGCUGGGACGAUGCCUCCCGCGCCCGCGCCGCCGUGGAGAGGUUCGAGAGGCUGGCCGACGGCGCCGCCGAGUUCCUCAGGUGCGUGGAGUUCAACGCCGCGCCGCGGAAGCGGAGGCUGCUCAUUGGCCCCGCCGUCGGGGAGCUCGGCGGCGGCGUGGAGCGCGGCAUGCUGCGGGGAGCUGGAGCUCGGCACUGUUUCCUGGGGGCCGCUGGAUCGGAGAGCCCGGCGGAAGUUUGGAUGGGAAGCAGCAAGCCUUGGCGCGGUUACGGCAAGCGUAGGGCGUCCGGGACAAAAUUGCUCCUGGUGUGAACAAUGGAGCACGCGAUUGGGUUCGGUCAAGUCGUCAGAGUUCAGAUCACAGGAGGUUCGAUCUGCCUGGAGCUAGCCGUAGUCACACUCACUCCAUUUGACGUAGUCACACUCACUCCAACUUGUAGAACGUGGAUGGUUCAGCGAGUCUCUGGUAAAAUCCGGGCGUGUGCCGUGUUGUCUACGACCUCUGCUGAAUGGAUAGAGAAGUGAAAAGAUGCAGCUGGCUCUUCUGGUGUAAGACAUUCAGGCUGUUCAAAUGAGAUUUUUUUAUUUUUUAAAAAACUAAUUAAUCUAGCAUUUCCAAUGUGCACGGACCAACUUGCUAGUUGAUUAGUACGUUACUGUUUAUCCAGCCGUUUGAAUGAUCAUGGCUGCUAUGCAGAUGAUGCUUGA
Messenger RNA from Panicum hallii, 1577 nucleotides. RefSeq lists its product as uncharacterized. The coding region runs from base 492 to 1181 and encodes 229 amino acids. The transcript has a single exon. Lineage: Eukaryota; Viridiplantae; Streptophyta; Magnoliopsida; Poales; Poaceae. The record is from RefSeq and is a predicted model, not a curated record.